AGAAGGAUCGUCAGCUGGCUGCUGAAUUAGGAAAGAGGGAGGAGAGAGGUGGGGGGGGGACCAGACACCAAAUAGUUGCUACAUUUUUGGGAUUUCAGCUGGGGCGCUCACUGUAUUCCAGCUCCCGCACGGUACAAGAGCUGGUUCUUUCGACUAGAUCAGGCCUCUCGGCACCAAGGCAACUCUUUGCUCCAAUGGCACCCAAGAAGAAAGUCUCUAAGAAGACCAAGCUGGUGAAGAAAGAAGACCCUGCGAACGCUACCAUAGUAGAAGACUCCUCUCUUGACAUCGACCAUGACCACCACCAUCAGCUGGAUGAACUGCUCGAAAAUGGUUCCGACGGGUUUCGCUGCACUGCCACAGAAGUUUUCGACCCACGGCAUGGGAUCAAUGUUCUAGAGGAGAUGCGCUCUAUGCACCAGGAUAGUUUUCUUUGUGACCUUACUGUGAACACUAAAACAAAAUCUUUCAGCGUCCACAAGCUGGUGAUGUCCUCGAGCAGCGAAUAUUUCAGAAGCCUACUGAAAAGAAAUCCUAGCAUUCAACAAGUGGACCUGAAAGACAUCUCCCCUUUAGGCUUGACUGCUGCCAUUUCCUAUAUGUACACGGGGAGGCUGACUCUUUCUCUGUACACCAUUGGGAGCAUGAUUUCUACGGCCAGCUCCCUGCAGAUGGGUCCACUGCUCAACAUAUGCACUGACUUCCUCAUCCAGGAAAUGAAUGUAGAAAACUGGAUGUACAUUGCCAACAUGGCAGAGACGUACAGCCUCAACAAGACGAAGGAUGCUGCAAGAGAGUUCAUCCGAGAACAUUUCCUAGAGUUUUCCGAGACUGAACAGUUCAUGAAGCUCACCUUCGAUCAGCUCAAUGACUUGCUUAUGGAUGAUGACCUUCAGUUUCCCAACGAGGUGACCGUUUUCCAGAUCGCCAUGAAAUGGAUCGAAUUUGACCCCAAACGGAUCCAACAUGCCCCAGACCUUCUGAACAACGUCCGGUUUGGUACCAUCCCAGCUCACGACCUGAUCAAUUACAUCCAGCCGGUGCCGUGUAUGAUGCAAAACCCGGAAUGCCAUCGGCUUCUGGUUGACGCUAUGAACUACCACUUGCUCCCUUAUCAGCAAAAUGAACUCCAGUCCAGAAGGACCAAGAUUCGAGGGAGCCAUAAAGUCUUGCUCAUGGUUGGUGGGCGCCCUUGCACAGCUGACAAGGCGGUUAGUAAAGACGUAAGCUACAGAGAUCAAGAAGGGAACUGGAACAAGAUCACAGAGAUGCCCUCCAAGUGUUUGAACCAAUGUGUCGCAGUGAUGGAUGGAUUCCUGUACGUGGCAGGAGGAGAAGAUCAAAGUGAUGCCCGGAACCAGGCAAAGCAUGCCAUUAACAAUCUGUGCAGGUACGAUCCCCGUUUCAGUACUUGGCUCCCCCUGGCCAGCAUGUCUCACAGAAGAACACACUUCAGCCUCACUGCAUUCAAUGGCCACCUCUAUGCCAUUGGGGGCCGCAACGCCAAGGGGACCCUGGUGUCCAUCGAGUGCUAUAUCCCUUCUUCCAACAACUGGCAAGCCAAAGCCAACAUGGAACUCCCCCGCUGCUGCCACGCCAGCACCGUGAUCGACGGCAAGAUUCUGGUGACCGGCGGCUACGUCAAUAAUGCCUAUUCCCGCACCGUUUGCAACUACGACCCCGCUACCGAUUCUUGGACAGACUGUGGUUGGCUGAGCGGUCCUCGAGGCUGGCAUUGCGCGGCCACGUUAGUGGAUCGCGCCUAUGUCCUGGGGGGCAGCCAGUUGGGCCCCCGAGGAGAGAGGGUGGAUGUCGUCCCUGUAGAGUGCUAUAACCCGUCAACAAACCAAUGGAGUUACAUGGCCCCACUGCCCGUUGGGUUGAGUAUGGCCGGGGUGGCUACCCUCGGGGGCCAAAUCCUGCUGGUGGGGGGCUGGAACGAAAGUGCCAAAAAGUAUCAGAAGAACAUCCUGGCCUACAACCCUGACCUGAACGAAUGGAUCGAAGAUGGGGAGCUUUCUGAAGGCACGGUGGGGGUUUCGUGCUGCACCAUCGCCCUUCCACACUCAAGCACCAGAGGGUCCAGGGCAAGUUCUGUGGGGUCACUAGCCGUCAGCAUGUAAAGGUGGAAAGUUGGCUGGGCAGGACAGAAGGGAGCACUCAUCCUGGUUGAAGGCAGACAUGUUUGAAUGGAUCACAAGCUUGGUAAGGUGCUGUUUACCAUGGUUUCUUUCUACAUCUUCUGGAGGUGCAGCCUUCUAGCUAUAUACUGUUAGCUCUGGCCUACUACAGGGUUACCUUAUAGCCACAACUGAUCCUUCUGCUUUGUGGAAACAACU
Messenger RNA from Pogona vitticeps (central bearded dragon), 2339 nucleotides. RefSeq names its product kelch-like protein 31. Lineage: Eukaryota; Metazoa; Chordata; Lepidosauria; Squamata; Agamidae. Gene Ontology annotation, cellular component: nucleus. The record is from RefSeq and is a predicted model, not a curated record. Gene Ontology annotation, biological process: negative regulation of JNK cascade. Gene Ontology annotation, molecular function: protein binding.